CUUGCCAGGCGCCAGGCGGGCAGGGGAGGUGGCGGGCGGCCGCGGGCGCAGGCCGGGCCGGCAGCAGGACACGGGCGGCUGGGGUGCGGGGGGAUCGGCGCGGGGACCAGCAUGCGCCGCUCGCGGGGAGGCGUCUGGCUGGCGCUGGCCGCGUCGCUGCUGCACGUGUCCCUGCAAGGCGAGUUCCAGAGGAAGCUCUACAAGGAGCUGAUCAAGAACUACAACCCCCUGGAGAGGCCCGUGGCCAACGACUCGCAGCCCCUCACCGUCUACUUCUCACUCAGCCUCCUGCAGAUCAUGGAUGUGGAUGAGAAGAACCAAGUUUUAACCACCAACAUUUGGCUGCAGAUGUCCUGGACAGAUCACUACUUACAGUGGAACAUGUCGGAGUACCCGGGCGUGAAGAACGUCCGGUUUCCAGAUGGCCAGAUAUGGAAGCCAGACAUUCUUCUCUACAACAGCGCUGACGAGCGAUUUGAUGCCACAUUCCACACCAACGUGCUAGUGAAUUCUUCAGGGCAUUGCCAGUACCUCCCUCCAGGUAUAUUCAAGAGCUCCUGCUACAUUGAUGUGCGCUGGUUCCCCUUUGAUGUGCAGCAGUGCAAGCUCAAGUUUGGCUCCUGGUCCUACGGAGGCUGGUCCCUGGACCUCCAGAUGCAAGAAGCAGAUAUCAGCGGCUACAUCCCCAAUGGCGAGUGGGACCUUGUGGGGAUCCCGGGCAAACGGAGUGAGAAGUUCUAUGAGUGCUGCAAGGAGCCAUACCCAGAUGUCACCUUCACAGUGACUAUCCGCCGCCGGACCCUCUACUAUGGCCUCAAUCUGCUCAUUCCCUGCGUCCUCAUCUCUGCCCUGGCUCUCCUGGUCUUCCUGCUGCCUGCUGACUCUGGGGAGAAAAUCUCCCUUGGGAUCACCGUCUUGCUCUCACUCACCGUUUUUAUGCUGCUGGUGGCAGAGAUCAUGCCUGCGACCUCCGACUCGGUGCCCUUGAUUGCUCAGUACUUUGCCAGUACCAUGAUCAUCGUGGGGCUCUCGGUGGUGGUGACGGUUAUCGUGCUGCAGUACCACCACCAUGACCCUGAUGGCGGCAAGAUGCCCAAAUGGACCCGAAUCAUCCUUCUGAACUGGUGCGCAUGGUUCCUGCGCAUGAAGCGUCCGGGCGAGGACAAAGUGCGUCCGGCCUGCCCGCACAAGCAGCCGCGGCGCUGCAGCCUGGCCAGCGUGGAGAUGAGCGCUGUGGCCGCGGGGCCCCCAGCUGCCAAUGGCAACCUGCUCUACAUCGGCUUCCGCGGGCUGGAUGGCAUGCACUGCGCCCCGACGCCAGACUCCGGGGUGGUGUGCGGCCGCCUGGCCUGCUCACCUGCGCACGAUGAGCACCUGCUGCAUGGUGGGCCACCGGCUGAUGGGGACCCUGAGCUGGUCAAGAUCCUGGAGGAGGUGCGCUACAUCGCCAGCCGCUUCCGCUGCCAAGAUGAGAGCGAGGCCAUCUGCAGUGAGUGGAAGUUUGCUGCCUGCGUCGUGGACCGCCUGUGCCUCAUGGCCUUCUCCGUCUUCACCAUCAUCUGCACCAUCGGCAUCCUCAUGUCGGCUCCCAACUUUGUGGAGGCUGUGUCCAAAGACUUCGCUUGAGCUGGGUCAGAUGGACCCUGCUGCUGGGAUGUCUGU
Messenger RNA from Sorex fumeus (smoky shrew), 1662 nucleotides. Its product is annotated as neuronal acetylcholine receptor subunit alpha-7. Gene Ontology annotation, cellular component: postsynaptic membrane; neuron projection; synapse. The transcript has 10 exons. Gene Ontology annotation, biological process: nervous system process; regulation of membrane potential; signal transduction. The coding region runs from base 112 to 1626 and encodes 504 amino acids. Gene Ontology annotation, molecular function: acetylcholine-gated monoatomic cation-selective channel activity; transmembrane signaling receptor activity. Lineage: Eukaryota; Metazoa; Chordata; Mammalia; Eulipotyphla; Soricidae. The record is from RefSeq and is a predicted model, not a curated record.